UAUUUAAAAUGGCGACAGUCGUCGCAUCAGAAAUGUUUAUGUGCGGAUUUUCAUACGAUGACAGUUUUGGGGACUUACCUGGUGUAUUUGUGGGCGGAAGGACAGUCUGAAAUAACUGAGUGUUCUUUUGUUAAUCAGACAUGAGUGCUUCGGACUUAAAGGAGCAGGGUAACCGGUUCUACGGUGCUCACAAAUACGAGGAAGCAAUCGCUUGCUACUCCAAAGCAAUUUUAAAGAACCCUUCAGAUGUACGUUUUUUCACCAACCGGUCGCUAUGCAAGUUGAAGCUUCGGCGCUGGGAGGCGGCAGCAGCUGACUGCCGGGCAGCUCUAGAGCUGCAACAGAACAAUGUCAAAGCCCACUUUUUCUUGGGCCAUGCCCUGAUGGAGCAAGAGUUGUAUGAUGAGGCCAUCGCAAGUCUUUCAAAAGCUCAGGAUCUUGCCAAAGAGCUGAAGUUGAACUAUGGAGAUGAUAUCGCCGGUACCUUGAGGCAAGCCAAGAGAAAGAGAUGGUCGUUGAUGGAGGAGAAACGGAUACAGCAAGAAAUCCAUCUUCAGUCGUUCCUCAACAAGCUCAUCGUAGAAGACAAAGAAAGAAAAAAAGCCGAGCUGAAGCUGGACAAGGAAAACGAAGAUUCCAAGGAAGAUAUUGAAAAGAAGAAACAAGACGUGGAGGCAGAUUAUGAUCAACAUGUGAAGGAACUGAAUGAACUAUUUGCUACUGUGGACGAAAGGCGAAAAACAAGGGAGGUGCCCGACUACCUGUGCGGGAAAAUCAGCUUUGAGAUCAUGAAAGAUCCGGUUAUCACACCCAGCGGCAUUACAUAUGACAGAAAGGACAUAGAGGAACACUUACAGCGGGUCGGCCAUUUUGACCCAGUGACCCGGAUCAAACUGACCCAGGAACAGCUCAUCCCCAACCUGGCCAUGAAGGAGGUCAUAGCGGCAUUCACCAAUGACAACGAGUGGGUGGAGGAAUACUGAGGCCAAGCAUCAGGAGAGGCCGAACCGAGGGGACCACAGAAAUGUUGAGGGUUAUUUUCAGCAUGGCCAAAAUGACAAUGAAUUUGCAGGACUUUUUUUUAUAUCCCUCCCUCCUUUUUUUUUUCAAACGUUGGCUAAGUUGAUUUUGUGCUCCUUAAUAACAGAAAAUUGGAUGAGUAAAGCCUGGUUUCCAUAUCGACGUAAGAAACGCAGAGAGAAAUGCAAUGAAGGCGCAAAUGCAAGGCAGACAUAUGGAAACAUGCCAAACGGAGGUGUCUCCUACAAUGCAGACAAAUGCAAACCAGCCCGCGAAUGACCGGUAAAGUUGAGCCAGGUUCAACUUUGCCGACUGUCUGCGUCAAGUAGCAGUGGUCGCAGUGAUAUCCUCAUAUACAAACGCAUAUGCUGGCAAAACGGGCAUGCAACGAUAACCCUCCCACUUAGUUCCACGAAUUUUGCCCAUUUUCACCUUAAUGCUUAAAUAUUUCCCCCCAGCGAUCAACUAAACAGCUGACCGUCAAUGAAAUGCAUGAAACUGGAGCAGAGGUUUGGCAUCAUGAGGUGGUACAGUCAAUGUAAAAGCACA
Molecule: messenger RNA, 1569 nt
Organism: Acanthaster planci (crown-of-thorns starfish)
Lineage: Eukaryota; Metazoa; Echinodermata; Asteroidea; Valvatida; Acanthasteridae
Gene: stub1
Product: STIP1 homology and U-box containing protein 1
Biological process (GO): cellular response to misfolded protein; protein quality control for misfolded or incompletely synthesized proteins; proteasome-mediated ubiquitin-dependent protein catabolic process
Cellular component (GO): Z disc; cytoplasm
Molecular function (GO): protein-folding chaperone binding; ubiquitin protein ligase activity
Source: RefSeq, a predicted model, not a curated record